Chelmon rostratus (copperband butterflyfish) is the source of this 5162-nucleotide messenger RNA. RefSeq names its product SYS1 golgi trafficking protein (gene sys1). Gene Ontology annotation, cellular component: trans-Golgi network; Golgi membrane. The coding region runs from base 231 to 701 and encodes 156 amino acids. NCBI's taxonomy places the organism in Eukaryota, Metazoa, Chordata, Actinopteri, Chaetodontiformes, Chaetodontidae. The record is from RefSeq and is a predicted model, not a curated record. Gene Ontology annotation, biological process: Golgi to endosome transport; Golgi to plasma membrane protein transport; protein localization to Golgi apparatus. The transcript has 4 exons.
GCUGUGACUUCCGUGUUGACAACAAGCUUUAGCUAGUCGACUACAAGGCCCAAUUUAUUAGAUUUAUUUAACAGUGAGGAACCGAAGGGAUUGGUACAGCACCCAGAAACCCUUCUAUCCAGGAUUCAGAGUUUGAGAUCACACACAGGUCACACUGGAUGGGCCAGCUGGUAACGGUUGGGGCCAGCUGUUAACAUCCUUUGGGCCUGUACGUGGAACAUCACUCCGCAAUGGCCAGUCACUUUCGUAGCUACAUCUGGGACCCGAUCCUCAUUGUGAGUCAGAUUGUGCUGAUGCAGUGCAUCUACUACAGCUUUCUGGGCCUGUGGUUGGCUGGAGUGGACAGUUUGGUGCAAACUAGUCGGUCACUGGACCAGAUCUUCAGCUAUGACGUUCUCGGUUUUGCAACAAUGCAGGGAAGACUCUCAAUGAUGGCAUUCAUCUUGAACUCUCUUACCUGCGCCCUCGGUCUGUGGUUCUUCAUCCGUCGAGGGAAACAGUGCCUGGACUUCACAGUCACUGUGCACUUCUUCCAUAUGAUUGGCUGCUGGAUCUAUAAUGCUCAUCUUCCAGCGGCCUUGUCCUGGUGGCUCGUCAAUGUAGCCUGCAUGGCAUUGAUGGCUGUUAUUGGAGAGUACUUGUGCAUGCGGACUGAACUUAGGGCUAUUCCAGUCAAUAGUGGACCCAAAUCUAACCUGUGAAUUUUUGUCGACACCUCACUGAAAGUCUGUGGAAGCUUAACCCCCGAAGAACUGGCUCAGAGAGGAAGUUUUCACUGCUUGCAAAAGAAAGGGAGCGUGAACCCCCAUCAGCGUAGAUGUUGGAUUGUCGUCCAUUUCUUCUUCAAGUUAUACACCAGAUGAACUGAUCUAUUUAUUCAUAGCUGUCCAAUAAAUAUUGGAUAGUAUUAACUCUGUAACAUAUUGCGAUAUGUGUUUUAAUACUUAUGAAUCAGGCAUCAGUUUACACAUUUCAUUUUAAGCAUGAGCAUUCCCUCGUUUUGAGAGUUACAACAUUUCUGUUAUGUACACAUUUUCACACACAGGAAAUUAGCAAUUGAAACUUCAGAGUAAAUACAAACUGCAGGACAGCAACAUAUGUCAACAGCAGACAUUUUCUUCUCUCUUUUUGUUGGUAUAAUUUCAAGUAGGCUGGGUGGGCAAACAAACUUGGUCGUUACUGGUUACUUUGGUUUUAAAAUUCACUGCAAUUUAGAGAUGCCAGUAUGCAAAGUUUACUAUUGCAGCUUGUAUAAUUUUUUUUCUUACAGCUGUAUCUAAAAGUUAAAGGUACAAUGUGUAAGAUAUGGCCAGAAUUUUAGCUUGGUUACUCAAAAAACGGAGUAACGUUAUCGACAGAAUGUGAAGAAUUAACAGUUCUGCCCAUAUGUUGCAGCAAUAUCUACAGAAGUUAGCAUUCUAACUCAUUUGUACCUUAAGCGGCCAUAGUCCGAUGUUACAGCUCAGGCCUCCCUUUGUAGUUUCAGCUAAGAGAAAGUGUGUGAGCGGUGACUCUGCCCCAUUUCACAAGCUUUCUUAGCUUUUUUUAUUCUAAUAAAUAAACCAAAUGCACCUGUUUUCCUUAUUAAACAAAAAAUUUCAACCGUACAUCUUCUGAAUCCAAGUUUCUCUAUUUUGCCAAAUUUAGAUGAGCUUUAUUGCCAAGUUAACUCACUGUCAAACACACUUCAUUCGAACUCGACAAAAACAAGAUGAAACUCACCAAAACCACCUUGUCUUUCCAAUGUUACAGCUGUCACCAACUCUGGUUUGGUUUUCAAAGUUACAUGUAAAAAUAUUCUGGCUCUAAACGCUGCUUUUCCACACUGGUGAUGACCGACCCCCCCUCUCAGUCCUCUCCUGUUUCUCGCCUCUUCUGUCCCCACCUCCCAUGUCUUCAUCAUCCCUGUAGUCAGAGUCCUGGUCGGAGCUGUAAAUCUCCUCAGCGCUGUUUUCCCUCUCAUCAAACUGGCUGUCUCGGAGGCUGUGUUCACUUUGUGGCAGCUGAGCCCAGUUCCACUGAGCUCUCCUGUCAGCUAAUAGAGCCACUAGCUACACAGCUAACUGAGCUAACAGCAGCUAGUAGCCUUAGACAAAGAUGGUUAGCAGCAGUUAGCGGUAACUGGUGAUAUGCUGCCCCCUAUUUGUUUGGAGUGAUUUUGACAGGUGGCCAUAUCUUACACGUUGUACCUUUAAAUGUUGAGUAACGAGUUCAGUGUUCAAACAGAGCCUUAUAUCUGUAUUAUCACAGCACACACUUGGAAGAAGUCUAAAAUCAGGCUUUUUUUUAUCUUUCUGGAUAACGUUUGUACACUCAGUCAUUCAGUGCUCAUCUUAGGCCUUUCUUGUCAAGCUUGAAUGGCAUUUUGCAUAGCUAGUGUUGUUUUUUUCCGUCUUUAUGUCAUGUAUUAUGCAGACAAGGUGAACCAGCCUCUAGCUGUGCUCUCACAGCAGGCUAUGUCUGUUUUUCUGAAAACAGAAACCCACAAACAAAUUACUGUUUGUGGGGUUGGGACAUGAGGAGUACUGAAAUAUGCAGUUCUGGUUACUGGACCAAUUUCAGUUCAUUAAGAAUGGUCUAAACAGUCUAAAAUAACUUCAUAUUAUUGCAACCCCACUUCCCAAAAAGUUUGGACGCCGUUUAAAACGUGAAUUAAAACAGAAUGCAUUUGCAAAUGAACUGUGUUUGCAGACAAAAGUUUUAUGAAGUGUUUCCAAGCCCAUAUAGUAAUAUCCUUAUACCAGGGGUGGGGAACAUUUUCCCUAUCAAGGGUCAUUUCAAUUUUUAUAACAAUUUCUAACAUCCUUCUUGGGUAAAACUAAAUUAUUGAACACAUAUAUCACACUAACCUCUGUGGUGGCUGGAAGUGUUUCUCUUAUUUGCUGGAUAAUUCUAGAGUAGAUUAUUUAGAUUUCAUUUUUUGCUUUUUUGUAUUUAAGAAUUAUCUUGCUGGCCAGAUCAAAUGGUCUUGCAGGUUGGAUGCAUCCUGGAGGUUCCCCACCCCUACUUUAUACAGUCAUGUGUUCACAAAGUGUUGAACCUCGCUCCAUCUUCGCUUGUGAACAACUGAACCUUCCAGGAUGCUCCUUUCACACCCAAUCAUGAUACUAUCACCUGUUACCAAUCAACCUGUUUACCUGUGGACAACUUUCCCAGUCAUUUGUUGCUCCUGUCCCAAAUUGUCCCAACAGAAUAAGCAGAAUUAGCAAGUCAGCAGGUUCUGUUUUAUUCAUGUUUUACACAGUGUUCCAGCUUUUUUCGAUUCAGAGUUCUGUUCGAGUAUUGCAGGUCCUGUCACGUAUCUUUUCAUCCUGUGUGGCAGCUGUCAGCGUAUACUGUGUGGACUGUGCAGUGUCUUGUUUUGAAAUCAGGUUUCUAAAGUGUAGUACAAGUCGAUCAUUAUUCUGCAGGCGUUGAUAUUUCAAAGUUGCAAAAUAGUUGGACAUUUUCAGAAAUACACUUAUUUGUCUUCUCGCUGAGAGUUGGAUGAGAAGAUCAAUACCACUCUCAUGUCUGUCCACUGAAUAUGAAGCUACAGCCAGCAGGCAGCUUGCUUGGCUUAGACUGGAAACUUAAGUAAAACUAAAACAAAAUGUAACCCAGCACCUCUUUAAGCCCACUAAUGAACAUGCUCUAUCUUAUUUGGAAAAAAAUGUAUCGUAUUAAAGUAUAAAAAUGACAAAUUACAGGGAUUAUGUGCCCAACUACUUUUGGCAGGCUGCAGUGACUUCCUGAAAUUGUCUUGACACUGAGGGAGAGACGUGGUUGUCAGUCAACCAUGACUUUUUCUUUCUUUUUUUUUACACUUCACUUUUUGUUCAUAUUAAACAAUUAAACAAGACAUAAUGUGUAAUUAAUGAGCCGUAGAGGGGCUGGUAGGCAUAGUUGGUUAGCUUUGGGCAGAGCCAGGCUAGCUGUUUUCAGCCUUUAUGCUAAGCUAAGAUACCUGGCUGCUACACAGACAUGAGAGUAAUAUCAAUGCACUCAGCUAGCUCUCGGCAAGAAAGCAAAUAAGCUUACUUCCCAAAAUGUCAAAGUACUCCUUGGAGCUAUGUUCAAACUCAUGACUUGUCGAAGAAGGCAUCACCGAGCAUUUUAUGAUUUCUAGCAAAGACUGCUCUGAAAGUUUUCACAUGCAAUGCGAUCUUUGUAUUCUUUAAACUCGAGUUUCUGUAUUGUAUAUAACUUGGGAGAUGGACCCAUUCAUGUUAUUCAGUUCUAGUGCAGAAACAUCACAAAGUGUAUGUAGUUUUCCUCUGCUCUGAAGAUGUAAAUGUAGGGUGUUGGCACCAGAAUCAAGGACUUAUGUUACUGUGUAAGUGCUUUUGUGCAUAUGCUGUUUUAUUGAAACACUACCAGUUAAUGUAAGAAAAUGUAAAUGUCGGUCAGGAAAAUGUAGGUCAUAAAAUAAUUGGCCAUUAUGCUUCAGACGUCAAAGAUAGGUCUCCUAAUGAGGGACACGCCACAAGCAUGUCUUUGGAUCUCUGAAAGUUUCCCCCCUAGGGGCCCUGAUCCCCUCAUUUUCUCCCACCACUGCCUCUGCUGCAAGUGUCCAGGUGGAAAGAAGCAGAUGGGAGAGCACUAACGAGUUGAAAGAUGCUGGUUGUGAUCCUCAUUACCGACACUUUGCUUCAGGGAGGGCUAAAAACAGAAACUCCUGUAGUACAGCAGAGGACUUACUGCAUCGAUUAAAUGCUCCACUAUUUUACCACUUUGCGUUUCCAGAUCUUUGCUUUCCAGUAUUUUGCUGAAGGUGAUGCACACAAACACACACACUGGAUUUUUUUGAACAUGGUGCUUUAUUAUUACAAACACAUUACUUUGCCAUAUAUUGCUGUAUACACUUGUGUAAAUAGCGUGUUUUUCUAUCUGUAAACUGGAAAAAAAACCAACACAUGGAUAUUGAACUUGUUUUUACAUUCAGAAGUUCUUUCCAUGUUUAAUCUGUCAUCAGGGUUCUUGUGGUAUGAUGCUUAUGAUAAAACAAUCAUUUUCAUGCUUUCUUCCACAGCAUAUGAAGGGAUAAUAGUCCUCUCUUAAGAAGUGACUGUACAUAUUGCUCAUGCUUUGAGGACGUCACAACUGUUUUUGUAUUCUCAGCACCAGACACACCGUGGAUGGCAGAAUGCUGCCACACGUGAAAUAAAUAGAAACAGCUAGAA